Molecule: messenger RNA, 1443 nt
Organism: Psammomys obesus (fat sand rat)
Lineage: Eukaryota; Metazoa; Chordata; Mammalia; Rodentia; Muridae
Gene: Nmral1
Product: NmrA like redox sensor 1
Exons: 6
Coding region: 271-1170 (299 amino acids)
Source: RefSeq, a predicted model, not a curated record
GGGGCUGCGUUUGGGUAGCCCGGAGGCAUGCGCAGGCCUGUAUCCACCCCUCCCUACCCCCGUGUUUAGUGGACUCUGCUGUAGCCCCGCGAAUCCCGCCAAACCCCAUUCUCUCCCCUUUCUGCUCUUAGCCUUUGUUGUGCUCCGGAACCUGCGAGCUGAGGUCCCGGACAGCAUCUCGGAACGUGUUCAGGGACCGGACCGCUCCGCCCUUCGCCAACUCUGCCACCCCAGGCCUCUCGGAUUCGUGCUCCUUGGGCCCUGGACCCCAUGGCCGAUAAGAAACUGGUGGUGGUUUUUGGAGCCACAGGUGCCCAAGGUGGCUCGGUGGCACGGACAUUGCUGGAAGAUGGGACGUUCAGGGUUCGAGUGGUAACAAGGAACCCUGAGCAGAGAGCAGCCAAAGAACUAAAGCUCCAAGGUGCUGAAGUAGUGCAAGGGGACCAGGAUGACGAGGCUAGCAUGGAGCUGGCGCUGACUGGAGCUCAUGCCGCCUUCAUUGUGACCAACUACUGGGAGAAGUGCAGUCAGGCCCGAGAAGUCCAGCAGGGUAAGCUUCUAGCAGAUUUAGCCAAACGCUUGGGCCUCCAUUAUGUGGUCUACAGUGGCCUGGAGAACAUCAGGAAGCUGACAGCUGGGAAGCUGUCAGCAGGACACUUUGAUGGCAAAGGGGAAGUGGAGGAAUAUUUCCGAGACAUCGGUGUUCCCAUGACCAGUGUGCGGCUGCCUUGCUAUUUCGAGAACCUCCUUUCCUAUUUUCUGCCCCAGAAAGCUGCAGAUGGAAAGAGCUACUUGUUGGAUUUGCCCAUGGGCGAUGUCCCCAUGGAUGGAAUGGCUGUGAGUGACCUGGGCCCCGUGGUGCUCAGCUUGCUGAAGAAGCCAGGAGAGUAUGUGGGGCAGAACAUUGGGCUUAGUACCUGCAGGCACACCGCAGAGGAGUACGCCGCUUUGCUCAGCAGGCACACCGGCAAAGCUGUACACCAUGCCAAGACAACUCCUGAAGAAUAUGAGAAGCUUGGCUUCGUGGGGGCCCGAGACUUGGCCAACAUGUUCCGCUUCUAUGCCCUGAAACCUGACCGGAACAUUGAUCUGACCCUGCGACUCAACCCCAAGGCCCAGACUUUGGACCAGUGGCUGGAGCAGCACAAAGGGGACUUUGCACAGCUGUGACCUUGAGGCACUCUUUGGGACUCCUCUAGCGGGAAAAGGAGCAGUGGUCCCAUCAAAGUCUACUGUCGACUCAAGUGAGGCAUCUCCUUGACAACUUACUGAAAUUCAUUCUAUUGUCGACUCUUAUCGGAGGCAUCUCCUUGACAACUUACUGUGCCAUAUCCAGAACAUGGGAUAAACAGAGAAGUUAUGCUGUUUGCCUGGCCUUGAACUUGGAUCCACCUGCCUCUGCCUCUACUUCCGGAGUGCUGAGAAUAAAGGUUUAUGCCACUA